Molecule: messenger RNA, 255 nt
Organism: Arctia plantaginis
Lineage: Eukaryota; Metazoa; Arthropoda; Insecta; Lepidoptera; Erebidae
Source: the annotation of a GenBank genome assembly
AUGAACAGCAGAAAAAGAAGAAAGAAAAAAGAACAGGGAAAAAGAAAAGGAAAAAGAAAAGAGAAUAAGAAAAAAAUAAAGAAAAGAAAAAAAAAAGAUAAAAAGGAAAAAGAAGUAGGGAAAGGAAAAGAGAGAAAGAAAAGAAAGAAAAGGAAGAAAGAAAAGAAAAAAAGAAAAGGGAAAAAACGACAAAGAAAUGGGAAAAGGAAAAAAAAAAGAAAGGAAAAGAAAAGAAAAAAAAAGAAGAAGAAAUAA